UGCGCGGCUGUGGGCGCGGCCUAGGCCCCAGGGCGCCGGCUGACCUAGCGCGACAGCGAGGCCGCCCCCGUCGGCCCUCCCCCGGGCGGGGCUAGCCCCGAAGGCGCUGACUCAGCAACGCGAGGGGGGAGUUUUGUCCCUCCGCGGACCCCGUUUCUCCCGGCCUCAGACUCCUCGCCGCCGCAGCCGAGCCGGUUUUUUCCUUCCGGCGCUCCGGGUGUGCGAGGCAGGUCCGGCCACCUAGGCAGCGAGCCGCAGCGCAACCCCGGCGCUCGCCCGAGGACCCUGGAAGCUACCGUUACCCCGCCGGGCAGCGUGGGCGCCAUGAGCAGCGCGGGACUGAAUUCGGAGAAGGUAGCUGCUCUGAUACAGAAACUGAAUUCCGACCCCCAGUUCGUACUUGCCCAGAAUGUCGGGACCACCCAUGACCUGCUGGAUAUCUGUCUGAAGCGGGCCACGGUGCAGCGCGCGCAGCAUGUGUUCCAGCACGCCGUGCCCCAGGAAGGCAAGCCCGUCACCAACCAGAAGAGCUCAGGGCGAUGCUGGAUCUUUUCUUGUCUGAAUGUUAUGAGGCUUCCAUUCAUGAAAAAAUUAAAUAUUGAAGAAUUUGAGUUUAGUCAAUCUUACCUGUUUUUUUGGGACAAGGUUGAACGCUGUUAUUUCUUCUUGAAUGCUUUUGUGGACACAGCCCAGAGAAAGGAGCCUGAGGACGGGAGGCUGGUGCAGUAUUUGCUUAUGAACCCUGCAAAUGAUGGUGGCCAGUGGGAUAUGCUUGUCAAUAUUGUUGAAAAAUAUGGUGUUAUCCCUAAGAAAUGCUUCCCUGAGUCUUAUACAACAGAGGCAACCAGAAGGAUGAAUGAUAUUCUGAAUCACAAGAUGAGAGAAUUCUGUAUACGACUAAGGAACCUGGUACACAGUGGAGCCACCAAAGGAGAAAUCUCGGCCACACAGGAUGUCAUGAUGGAGGAGAUAUUCCGAGUGGUGUGCAUUUGUUUGGGUAAUCCACCAGAGACAUUCACCUGGGAGUAUCGAGACAAAGAUAAAAAUUAUCAGAAGAUUGGCCCCAUAACACCCUUGGAGUUUUACAGGGAACAUGUCAAGCCACUCUUCAAUAUGGAAGAUAAGAUUUGUUUAGUGAAUGACCCUAGGCCCCAGCACAAGUACAACAAACUUUACACCGUGGAAUACUUAAGCAAUAUGGUUGGAGGGAGAAAAACUCUGUACAACAACCAGCCCAUUGACUUCCUGAAAAAGAUGGUUGCUGCCUCCAUCAAAGACGGAGAGGCUGUGUGGUUUGGCUGUGAUGUUGGAAAACACUUCAAUGGCAAGCUGGGCCUCAGUGACAUGAAUGUCUAUGACCAUGAGUUAGUGUUUGGUGUCUCCUUGAAGAACAUGAAUAAAGCAGAGAGGCUGACUUUUGGUGAGUCACUUAUGACCCACGCCAUGACCUUCACUGCUGUCUCAGAGAAGGAUGAUCAGGAUGGUGCUUUCACAAAAUGGAGAGUAGAGAAUUCAUGGGGUGAAGACCAUGGCCACAAAGGUUACCUCUGCAUGACAGAUGAGUGGUUCUCUGAGUAUGUCUACGAGGUGGUGGUGGACAGGAAGCAUGUCCCUGAAGAGGUGCUAGCUGUGUUGGAGCAGGAACCCAUUGUCCUGCCAGCAUGGGACCCCAUGGGAGCUCUGGCCGAGUGAUACUGCCUCCAGCUCUUUCCUCCUCCCGUGGAACCUGACGUAGCUGCAAAGGACAGAUCCAGGGACUGAAGCCAAAGUUAUGCAAGGGACUAUGUGUUGCCACAGGACACAGUCAGAUUUCCAGCCUCCUCCAGGAACCUCUUCAGGAAGUGUGCUUUAUGCUGAAAUAGAAUAUUCUCAAAGAAAAUAAAAAGGGAAAGAUCAGGUCAUACUGUCUACUCUCCUCAUCUCUAACAGCUCAGGAUCUCUUAUAGCAUUUUAACCAGAUGUAAUUGUUUGUCUUUAACUCUGUCAAAAAGUUUAGUUCUGUGUCUGUAUUUUAAUAAGACAAGAGAGGACGAGCGAUUGAGGUGUAUGGAGAGCAAACAGACCUAAUGCUCCUUGUUCCUAGAGUAGAGUGGAGGGGAGGGUGGCCUGAGAAUUGAGCUCUCGGAACUGCAUGCUGCCAGACGGUAUCACUGUCUUUCCUUGAUGGCAGUCACUGAAUUCCAUUUUUUCAAGGUAAUUUCUUGUGCCUCUAAUAGCCCAAGAAUCGGAGGUUGAUCAGGUCUGACAUGAUUCCUUCCCAUUCUGAACUGUGGUGAGCACAGCUCUGCUUGAGUCAGGUUUGAGUAGAGGCUUAGAGACAGUUGGAUGAGAACAACCAAAAUCUUAUCAUGGUCUCAGUUACAAUCAUUAGGGGGAGCUCUAGCCAAACGGUUUAACUUCUCCCUUUUGGAACUGGGGGUUGGGUGGGCAGGAAAAGGUGAUAUCCAUUCUUUCUGAUAACUAGAUGGUGCUGAGAAGCUUUUGAAUAAAAACUUUGCUAAAUGAGAA
Molecule: messenger RNA, 2508 nt
Organism: Sapajus apella (tufted capuchin)
Lineage: Eukaryota; Metazoa; Chordata; Mammalia; Primates; Cebidae
Gene: BLMH
Product: bleomycin hydrolase
Exons: 12
Coding region: 325-1692 (455 amino acids)
Biological process (GO): L-homocysteine catabolic process; proteolysis; response to toxic substance
Cellular component (GO): cytoplasm
Molecular function (GO): cysteine-type aminopeptidase activity
Source: RefSeq, a predicted model, not a curated record